ACCAAGAAACGGAUAAAUUUUAAACCAAACGACAGAUGGAUAAGCCAUGUAAAUCCUUGUCAUUCCUUCUUAACCAGGAAAUCGUCACUAAGGGUCGCAUGGCGUUUCAUUUUACGUCAUUCGCACAUUUUUUGGAAACAAAAUGCGACUGUAUACAACCAUUUUUACAGAGCAGAAUCCAGACGGUGACAAUACCGGCAUAUUUCCUGAGCAUUGACGCACGUCUGUGUUAAAAUUUGUAAGUUUUUGGCCGAAACACACGGAAACCAGGCGAUCGCGUAAAGACCGUCUCUAUUACAUGUAUCCCGAAAAGCAUUUCAUCGAAGUCCGAAGGAGUAUUUGCAAAGCUGAGAUUAACUGAAGUACCUCUCGUUUCCGCCAUCGUCUGAGCUGCUAUAACCUCCAAUAUUGUAAGGAUCUUCUUCAUCCAACAUAAUUUUCUUGGGAAAAUUCAUGAUUUUCUUCGCCUGAGCGGAGGUUACUCGCCACAUUUAAUAUCUCGUCUUCGAUCUCGACACAGUGGAGACUGGGGCGAACACAUACUUGAUCUAUAUCAGUUUUCUCGUACUACUUAUCAAUAGAAAUCUUCAUUUACAGGUACUGAGAAUCUAUUAUUGAUCGGUCCUGUUAAAUAAACGACCUCGAAGUAAUUGUUGGGAGGGUGCGAAAAUGGCGUCGAUUUCUGCGAAGACCACGUGCAUUGGCUGGGAAGAUUUCCUUGCUCUUCAUCGACCACAACUACUCUCAAUCGGUUUACCGGAACACUUAUGGGAAAGACUUUACAAAAAGCUAGCGCCUAUUCCAAGUUGCGACGCCACAGAGGCAUUUGAGCUGCACAAAGACGAACAAUUUGUCUCUUUGGGUCGUUGGUCUCUACACGCCAGACGGGCUUUGCAAAAACUCGGCGACGUGUUUCUCAUCGAGCAUGCUUGGUCCAGCGAUGGCAGUGCGGCUGCGAAGAAAUCUUUGGAAAAAUCUCCGGAACUUUUGACAAGAGUGAAGGAAAUGCUUGGGCACAAAGAAAACAACCCUGACGACGAGGCGGCCGGGGAAGCUCUAUUAGACAGCUCUCUGGUUCUGUCGCAAAUCGGUGGAAUUAACGAAGAAAAAGCUAAAGAAGCGCUUGAGGCUACCGACGGUGAUCUAAUUGAAGCUUUGUGUCAAAUCACGGACGAUUCUUAUGAAACUAAAAAAUCGUCGAAAUCUAACAGGUCAAAAAUUAUGACCUUCGAGGAAUUCAAAACUGGCUUUCUUCACGGCGUUGGAAUGGAGAAAGCAAAAUUACUUUCGGAGGAAUACAUUGAAAAGAUGUAUUCCCGGUACAAAAGGGAGAAAGAGGAGUACCCUGAGUCGAUGGGCUUUGGUUAUGGCACGACCUCUUCGUACAGUUGGUCGGAGGAAGAAGAGGGCGCUAUGACCGUGCUAGUGUCUAUUCCAGUAACGGUAAAAAAGCGGGAUGUUGUGAGCAAAUUGACUACGAAGCGGUGGACUCUUGGCCUGAAAGGAUCUGCCCCUAUCAUCGAUGGCGAGUUUUAUGGCAAUGUCUGCCCGGAUGAGUCUUUUUGGACAUUUGAUUCACCUGGAGUUUUGGUCAUGACGCUUCAAAAACCAGAGAACGAAGAAUCGGAGUUGUGGCCAGUUUUGAUCAAAGGAGAAAAACAUUUAACAGAAAAAGAGAUUUCUGAUCAAGCAAGAGAGAAGGAUCAAAGAAGUGACUUUGAACUAAGCAGUGUCUUAAACAAUAUGUGGUAUUACAACCAGACCUAUCAGGUAGUGACGCCAGAGGGUGAUAAACGCAAACCUGUUUGGUACAUCAUGGAUAAAUUUGGAUCUGCUAUUGUUCAUAAUACUCAACCUAAUGUUAAAUGUUCACCUUUUGCUUUUUCUGCAACUGGAGUCUUCUACUCCCUUCUUUGGCCUAUUAGGGAUUUAGACAAAGGAGAAAUGUGUACUAGGAAUUUUUGUCCUGCCCUGAGUGGAACAGAAACAAAUCUGCAAAGAGAAGGACGACUUUUGGCUUUCAGUCCUUCCUUGCCUGAGAGUGUUCCAACAGCGUUUGUGGUUGAACUUUCAAAGUUUCCACUAGCAGCCAAAGAAAACAAUAUUGUGAUCAAUGUAAGCUCUUUAGAAACACCUGCAGCAAGUCAGAACUGUCUUCAAUUGAAGGGCAAAAAACUGAAUCUGAAAUUCUUUAUGGAGACAAAUGGAAAGGAGAAGAGGCCAGUUCUGAGAGAUUUAGGCUGUACCCUUGUAGAAUCUAUGUCAGAAGCUGAAGCGGUUUGGCUUGAGAAAUGGAAUACUUUGGGCAAGAAGGUUGGCUCUGAGGCAAGAGUUAACCGACUUGCUGGAGAAGAACACCUACUUCAUCGCCAACUGCUUUCUAAGCAAGUUCAACAGGUUUGGGGCAAUGUACCUUGGUUCCCAGUUUCUUAUGACCUGUCACAGCAGUUGCCAGCUUUGUGUGCUGAUCACUACACCCAUGGCAUAGCCAGUUACUGGAUUUUAAGAGCAGCAGAUCCAAGCACUCUCAGUAUACCACCCAUUGUGACCAGUGAUCUACGCAGAGUCAUCAGGUGUACAGAGAUGGGACAGUUGGUAGCUUCUCCAUAUUGCUUUGAGACAGUUUUUUACAAGAAGAGGCGUUUCUGUCUCCAGUAUUCAGUCACAGUGAAAUCAUUGAAACCUCUGCAACUCUUGAUACACAACACACCUCAUGUUGAGGUGGCUGAGAAAGAGCAUAACCCAAAUGUUUUUUUUGAUGAGUUUGAAUCUUCAGAUCUUGUAUGUAGUAGCACUGAGCCAAAGAAGAAUGGGACAUUAAACCUCAAAGUGACUCAUGAGGAGUUCUUAAAACACUUAGGCUCUAAUUACUUGACAAAGAAGCAGAUCACUUGGGAUGCAAUCCAGUCCGUGAUUCACGAGAGCAUUGCAAAGCUGUUUUAUGCUGUGGCACCAAGUCUUUCAGCCUUUCAAGGACGCAGUGGAAGAGAACUCUGUGCUGUGUACGGUGUAGAUGUACUACUGAAAGACACUUUUGAGCCUCUGAUCAUUGGCAUUGAUCCUACGCCAAAGUUUGAUAGCCAAAAAUGUUUUGCUGAUGUACUGUUCACGGCAUAUGGACAGAAUGGGGAGUGUUCAGAGAGUUCAAACAUCAGCCAGAUUUCAGUGAGAGAAGGCUGAAGUUUUUUUCCAGAGAUGCAGUUUUUCAAAGUUUUUAAGGUAUUGACACAUGUAAUUAUGAUCUUGAUUAGUGUGUACGUGUAAGUAAAUAACAGCAGUAAAUGAUCAUGUACAUAGUAUCUUAGAUGUUGUACACAGGCAAGGAUUUUUUUGUUUUACAUUUAGGAAAAGUAUUUUGCUGUAGUAUAGACUUCUCAUGAAUGAUGUAAUUUAGAUAUGAUCUGUCUUAAGAGACUUAGAUAAGUAAUGCCAUGAUUACACAGUGAUGAAGCUGAAGGAAACAACCUGAUUUGAUUGUGUGAUUUUUUGGUGAAAAAAAUUAUAAGAAAGAUGUUCAUCUAGACAAUUCCUUACAAUGUUGGUAGAUAACUUUUGCAUGAGUAACCCUUUAUCUUUAUAAAAGUGAAACUUGCCAUUGAUAAGUCAUCACAGAAGUAUGAAAAUUUCUUAUCCACUGCACUGAUUUUUCAGUUGUAAAAUAGUUUGUAGUUUUCUGGUUUAAUUUUAGAACAGUUUGCGUCAAUGUUAUCAUCUGAUGGAGAGCUACUACAUAGGAGAUAAAUUGCUGAGAUCAUUCUUGUACAAGUUGCAGGUAUGAAUGAUGCACUAUACCAUUCCUAGACUGCUGUUUGAACUUUUCUCUGGAAAUUCCAUCUUGGAAAUCUCUAACAUCCCAAUGUGGAUCAAAAUCUGCAGAUAACCUCAGUUCUUUUUAAGUUAGGUACUAUACAAAAUAUGAAACUCACAUCGGAACAGAUUCACCAGCUGAUUCAUGUAUAUGGACAUUCAAGUCAUCAAAAAGCUUGAUACAGCAUUUUAACUGCAUUUUAUCCAUGAAGCUCUCACACCAAAUACCAUACUUACCAGUUACUACUUUUAACCCUCUACACCCUAACAUCAGUAUCCAUAUUUUCUUUACUCUUCCCUGUACAAGUCUUUUGCUACUGACAUGUCUGUUAUUUUCAUUAUCUUCACCCUUUAACCUGUUAACUCCCAUGAGUGAUCAAGAAUCGUGUCCCAUGAGACAGAAUUCUCCUAACAACAUUAAUACAAUAUCAAAUAGACAAGUGAUGAGAAUAAAGAAAAAUAUCAAUGAGGGGAUUACUAGUUGAUCCAAUACCAAAUUCUCCAAACUAACAGACAGUAAGGAUAAUUACUGAUGAGAUCUUGGGAGUUAAAGGGUUACCUCCUAUAAGUGACCAAGACAAAAUUUCUCCUUUCAAUACCAAUACAAUAUCGACCAGAUAAGUGACAAGAAGAAGGAAAAAUAUCAAUUUGGGGAUAACUAGUUGAUCUAUUACUUAAUUAUCUGAACUAACAUUAAAAGAAUUCUAUGGUUGACAGUAAGGAGAACUACAAGUUUGAUCUGGGCAUCUAAGGGUUAGUGAAUGACUUAGCAGUAUUACUGUGAGGAGAAAUUACAUGCUGGUCCUUCGUAAGGUUUAAAGGGUUAACACCCUUGAUUUGUAAGCUUAAGUUAUUCCAGAAAAAAAGAGAUCAAGCGUAUUUGUGGGCCCUUCCCUUGGUAAUUGUUGGAAAGUUUAACCUUUUCACUCCCAAGAUGUCAUGAAUAAGUCUCCUUAUUGUCUGUCAUAGAGUUUGCAUGAUGUUAACUUGGAGAAUUUGGUAUUGGAUUAACUGAUAAUCCCCAAAUUUAUGUUUUUAUUUAUUCUCACCACUUGUCUGCUUGAUAUCGUGUUGAUACUGUUAGGAGAAAUUCUAUUUUGGUCACUCAUGGCAAUUAAAGGGUUAAAGACAGUCCAGUUCUUUUUCUUCAUAUACAUUUGAAUUGAAAUUUUUAAAUACUAGGUUGUUUUCAAUUGUUACAUAUUCUCUUACUUGUAAAAUAUUUUUUGCCUUAAAAAGAUUAAUGCCCAUUCAUAAUUCAUUCAUGUUGUAGGAUAUAUUUACAUUGUGUGAUUACUCAUAAUUGCACACCAAUUAAAAUGGUUGGUGCCAUGUAUAGGGUAAUCGUCUAAUUUAUGAUUCAAUAUAUUUGGUAUAUUUACUAUGCAUUUUUCACCCACACUUCAGCAUCAAGGCGUACAUACAGUAAUUUUAUAAUAUAUGUUUGAAAGAAGAACUUUAUUUUAUGUUGAGUGCAUAUUUACAAAGGUGUGAUACAAAUUGAUGAGAUUGUUAGGCUGUUAUUGCAAUUGAAAAAUUUAGUCCAAUAGUAAUCUGAUUUGUUAGAAAGUUUGGUGUAAAAUGUGAUGAGCUUUGUUAUGUUGAGCCGGUGACCAUCUCAAUUUUUUUUACGAUUUCAAAGACCUCUUGAUUAAAAGUGUGCUUGGAUUUACAGUAAUUGUGUGGCGUUAUUGCAAGAGUUAAUUUUGUGCGCAAUGAAAACAGAGUAGUAACAAAAUUGGAGGUUAAUGUCCAUAAGAGCAUGGUUGUUAUUGAUAAUUUUGGCCACUGAUGAUUUGAGUUCUUUUGCUGUCUUUUCAUUUCUUUUUGUUGUGGCAAAUUAGGAAGUUUUCUUGCCUCAUUACAUCAUUACAAGCAGUGUUUCUCAGAUGGGAUUAUUUCAGAAUGCUAACAACUGACAAGUGUAUCCCUUACAGAAAUUGAGUGGAAUGUAACACAAAGCAUGAGGUAUAUUUGGGAAGGGGGUUGUGGGGGGCAGGAUGUCAGAAGAGCAAGUAAAACAAACAAAAAAACGUGUUAGCUUGUUUCUUGUGUUCUUUGGCACCCCUGUUUUCAAAUUGAACACCUGCAAAAGAAAGAAUUUCUGUAAAAGAUAAAAGGCUGCUUGUAGAUUUGGCAUUUGCCAUCCAAGAGGUAAACCCUCCCCAGUUUGAUUGGAAAAGUGUUGCUUGGACUUUGCAGUUAAUGUAUAUUAAUGUCUUAGAUUCUUUCUGCCCAGAUGAACCUAAGUUAGCCUUAAAAGUAAUAUUUAAGUGAAUUACUCUUUGUUACUCAGAGUGCAUUUGUAAGAACUGUAAUUUUUAAGUUCUGUUUGUGAGGGAAAAUUGAUUAAGUUGUAAUCAUUUUCCCAAGGAGAUGCAACUGUUAUUGCCUCUCCACAAUGUGAGGUAGCAAUUCAUUUUUGUUUUGGUAGUAGGCUUAAAAUUAAAUGUUUAGAACUAAGGUGAAGGUGUGGUUUAAUAGUAGCACCCACAAUUAAUCUAAUUUGUAAUUUGUGGGGUGUUAAAAUGUGUUGAAUUGUUGAAUUGGCCUUCAUUGGAGCUGCUACUUAAAAGUUCAUUUUAAUUUGAAAUAAUACAUUUUUAGCAGAGUCUUCAGCAGAUGUUGGAGGGAUGUUUUUUGGACUUUUUUGAGAAUCUAAGCAUUUUGUGACAAGGGCUUUCAUGUCCUAUAUUCCUGUGUCAUGUAAGACACAGGAAGGAAUCUAUUAUCUGAAAUCGCCUUGAAAGUAUUGGUGUGCAUACCAAGUAUCAUUAUGAAAAGAACCAUAUUUAUAAGUGUCAAAAUCAUCUUUGCUGUCCCUGGUUAUUUUCAUAGAUGACCAUUUGGCAGGAACAGUUUAAAAAUGUACUGCAGAUUUCACGAUAAAUAGUGAUACAUGAAUGAUAGGAAAGCUUUUUAAUGUAUUGGUAGCAGUUCCAUGAAGGGUAUGAGUAUUAAAACCGGUCAGAUAUCUCCCCUUUAUUUAAAUUUGAAUCUGUUAGCCAUCGCCAUAAUUUAAUUUAGGACAACUUUUGAAGAAGCCAGUACACAAAUUUUGUCUUAGGGCCAGGUUGCACUUGAGUGAAUUCAAAUAUUUUCCAAUUUUUCACAAACCAAAAAUUGGCACAAUUUUCACUCUUUCCAAAGUUUGGCAGCAAUCGUGUCGAACUAAUAUCCUUUGACAAAAACUUUACUGAUUGAUUCAUAUGUCCAUCACAAAGUCAUCUCUUUCUAGAAAGAGAUUCAAACAUGGGGUCACCCUUUUCACUUAGCAAACAAAGAAAGCUCUAGUGCCACCUGGGCCUUAUUUCACACUUUUUAAUAAGGCAUUAUUUUAAAUAGCAAAACUCAAGAGAACUGAGCUUUUAUUUGAUAUGUGUUCAUUUGCUUUUGUCUUUCUCAGUGAUAUUGAAUUUCAAAAUUUAGUAUGGUCAAUGGUGAUGCAACAGAUUGAAUAUUUAAAUAAUCUGGUCAAUAACUGACUUACAUGGGUGUGUUAGACCUAGUUGUACUGUAUCAGCUAAUUGUUACAAAUAAUUAAAUGUAAUAUAUUAUAUAACCAGUUGAUUGUUCUGCUAAACUUAGCAGUGUUCGGUGUGGUAAUUGCUACCUUCACGUCCUUACCACUUGUACUACUCUGACGGUUGGCAUGUGAAUAAAAAUACUGAUGUAUUUGUCAAUGUCACAUUUGACUGAGUGUUUAUAUGUAGAGAAUAUUACUCGGACAUGGGUGGAAUACAAAUUUUAUAUUUAAGUUUUGAUGAUGUUGCUCACUAGUGGGAUAAGCAAACAAAUGGCAGAUAUUAUUGACACUUGAAAAUAAAGUCUUAUCCAUUAACCCUUUAACUCCAAAGAUCUGAUUCUUAAUUCUCCCUUUAGCUGCAACACUUUUCCCAGUUACUUAAUUAUGAGAAUUUGGUGUUAAAUCUAGAUAACAUCUUCUACCUGAUAAGUGCGAGUAUUCUUAUUACCAGUUUGCUGGAUAAUGUAUGGAAAUUUUUUAGGGAGAAUUUAUAUGGUAAUCAUGGCAUGAUAGGCUACAUAUUAACCCAAGUCAUGGUAGUUCAACAUGUGAACAAAGUCCUUGAAG
This is a messenger RNA of Pocillopora verrucosa, 7900 nucleotides long. Its product is annotated as tubulin--tyrosine ligase-like protein 12. The record is from RefSeq and is a predicted model, not a curated record. Lineage: Eukaryota; Metazoa; Cnidaria; Anthozoa; Scleractinia; Pocilloporidae. Gene Ontology annotation, biological process: protein modification process. Gene Ontology annotation, cellular component: cytoplasm.